AUGGAUAACACACCAACCCAGUUUCCAAAUAUUUAUCCAACAACGGGGGACGAUUCCACAGCGACAGAGGUCGCAUGGUGCUGCACUAUCAAAGAACAAAGUAUCUCAUUCGAGGCCUUGGGAAUAUCAUGGGCGGCGCUUCUCCAUGCUUAUACGGGUGAGGAGGAACCUGUUUUCGUGCUGAACCAGCGCACAGUCAGGGCGAACCUCGGUCAAAGGAAUUUUGCUCCGAUCCCGUUGGACCAAACAGGGCAAGCCGAAGGCACUUCAUAUACAGCCAUAACUAUCACCGGGCAAGGUGUAGAUGAUCUCUUGAAAGCAGCCACAGGCCGUACGCUAGGCAAGUGUUCACUAUCUAUUGAUGUCAACCUCACGACAGGCAUUGGUGCUUUGCGAUCACAGGUUGGCAUCUUACCUGGUCAUCUGCAAGAGAUCGGACUGCAAUUCGCAGACUGCCUGAAAAAUUAUACUGGGCUUGUGGUCUCGGAUACGAGCUCUAAUGAGGAAUUGAGGCUAUCUAUCGCCAACCCAGAACCAUAUGAGUUGCCAGGUCCUUCAUUCCUCCAUCAACUGGCUUUUCAUCACGGACAACUAAACUCUCCAGCCUUGGAGUUUCUCAACGUUGAUCAUUCCGUUCAGAAACUAUCGUUCCAUGAAUUGGACAGCCUCUCAACCCAGUUAGCGCAAAGCCUAACCCAAAAAUUUGACUCUUCACGCCCAUCUCCCAUAGGUCGAGUGGUUCCGGUGCUCCUUCCCCAGUCAGUCGAACUGUAUAUUGCAUGGUUGGCUGUUUUGAAAGCUGGUGCAGCAUUUUGUCCGCUGAGCACUGAUGCACCCGAAGACCGCAUUCGCUUUAUCUUAAAAGAUGUCUCAGCAGAUGUGAUAAUCACCCACAGCACAUAUGAAGACAGAGUCGGCAGAGCAGCAGAUACUCCACUUCUCUUGGUAAAUAAAGAUGUUCUGCAACCUCCUCUCUUCUGGCAAGAGCCUAGUCUCUCACCUGAGGAUGUCGCCUAUGUCAUGUACACUUCUGGUUCAACGGGCAGACCGAAAGGCGUGGCUCUAUCGCAUCGAGCGGCUACACAGUCACUACUAGCGCAUGAUACCAUUAUUCCGCCUUUCAGGAGGUUUCUUCAAUUCGCUUCACCAACGUUUGAUGUAUCGGUUUUCGAGGUUUUCUUUCCUUGGUUUAAAGGGGCCACACUCAUUGGAUCAGAGCGAAGCAACAUGCUUUUAGACCUACCUCAGAUUAUUACAGAGAUGCAAGUUGAUGCCGCUGAACUAACACCGACUGUCGCUGGAGAGCUUUUGCGCAGUCGUCAGAGCGUGCCAUCUCUCAAGGUUCUGCUUACGAUAGGUGAAAUGCUAACGAAACGGGUGGUGGAAGAAUUUGGCACCUCGACAAUGCAGGAGGGCAUACUCCAUGGAAUGUAUGGCCCGACUGAGGCGACGAUCCACUGUACAGCUGCACCGAACUUUCACUCAGAAUCGAGAGUCAGCCUCAUUGGCCGCCCUUUAAGGACUGUCUCAGCCUUUGUGGUUUCGUUGGAGGGCUCGCUACAAGGUUCAUUGGAGCCUGUGAUAUUGCCUAUAGGUCAGAUUGGAGAAUUGGUCGUGGGCGGGCCACAACUAGCCAUUGGUUAUAUCAAUCGUCCUACAGAGAACUCCAAGGCUUUCAUACGCAGCAAGAGAUAUGGUCGGCUAUAUCGAACGGGGGACAAAGCACGGUUGCUGCCCAAUGGGGAAAUUGAAUGUUUCGGUCGUGUGUCUACAGGGCAGAUUAAAUUACGAGGCCAGCGCGUGGAGCUUGGAGAAAUUGAAAGUGUUGUUUCUAUGGCUUCAGGAAUACGAAGUGCUGUUGUAGGGGUUGUCAGUGGAAUAUUGCUUGCAUGGAUCAUUACCGAUGAUGGCGCUCUCCAAAUCAAUGAUGUCAAACAAUUUUGCCGAAGCAAACUUCCUGUUUAUAUGGUCCCCAGAGACUUUCUGGCUGUUGAUGAAUUCCCACGUCUUGAAUCUGGAAAGGUAAAUAGGAAGGCUCUGGAAGCCGAGUAUCUCACCCGGCAAAAAGAUACAUUUGCGGAGAUAAGCAGGUCUUUUCGAGAUCCGUUGGAGGAGAAAAUUGCCGGGAUCGUCAAGAGCGUAGUCGGUACGUCAGAUGAUAGCCUUUCGGCUGCAGGGCUAGACUCCUUGAAAGGCAUCAAACUGGCUGCCAAGCUACGAGAGGUUGGAAUCAAUUUGGACGUCGGUACACUUGUUUCUGCCGACUCCGUGAGUGAUAUAUGGGAUCUUGCUCAAAACGUUCGACAAUUACCAGAGCCGAAUUUUCGCGCUAUUGACAACAUAUUGCAACCUGUCGUGGAGGCAGGACUUUCUGUACUCAGAUCAGAGGGGCUGGCGUCUCGAGCCGAGAGCGUGGAAUUAUGUAGCGAUGUUCAAGUGGCUAUGCUUUCGGAAUCACUUCGAGACAGUAAAGCCUAUUGCAACUGGGUUGAGCUGAAGUUUUCAUGUGGCGUUGAGCUGUACGAAAUAAAAGCCGCAUUCAGUAAGCUUAUAGAACACAAUGGCAUGUUGAGAUCGGCGUUCUUGUUACUUGAUGUACCUGAUCAUCCUUUCUGUCAAGUUGUAUGGAAUAGGGAUACUUUGACAGACUACUUUCAAGACACGACAUGUUUUGACUAUGAAUGGGGUAUGAGUAAUGACUCCAACCUUAUGAUCCCAUUUAAGGUCCAAUUGAUCCAGAAUAAGUCAUCGGUUCGAGCUUUGCUACACCUCCAUCAUGCAAUCUAUGAUGGCUGGUCAUGGGAACUCCUGCUUGACGACCUUCAGGCACUCAUUUCUCAGAAGCCCUUGAUCAGCCGAACACCGUACUCCGCAAUAGUGAAGCAUUCCAUGACAACGGCUUCGUCAGAUGCGGCUUCAAGAUCAAGAUCAUACUGGGUGUCUUACCUGCAGAAUGUAACUCCAGCAAACUUUCCAAACUUUCACGGCCGACACGGCGUCUCAAGAGGAAGCAAGAAGGUUACCCGGAUCAUGAAAAUCUCCUCAACGGAUCUCGAAACUCAGGCCCAGGCAUUGUCAAUCAGUCGACAAACGUUCUUUCAAUCAUCGCUUGCAUAUAUUCUUUCAUGCUAUCUCGAUACACAGGACGUGAUCUUCGGUACUGUCUUCUCAGGUAGAACGAUACCAAUUGAAGGGAUUGAAUCAAUAGUCGGACCAUGUCUCCACGUCUUACCGAAUCGGGUCAAUCUCUCAUGGGUCAGGACAGUCGCUGAUCUGCUAUCUGUCAUUCAUAGGGACAAUCGAAAAGCCCUAGAGUACGGAAAUUUGUCACUACGUGAAAUCAAGAAAGCUGCCGCGAUCGAAAGUAGCAGCAGGCUGUUUGACUGUAUAGUUGUUUGGCAGGAAACCCUUGGAGCAUCUUCCAGCUCAUGGACCUUUUUCGAACAAGUCGCAGCUGCAGACUAUCUGGAAUUCCCACUGACCGUUGAACUACAGCCAACGAACGGGCAGAUAAAAGCUGCUGCCAUUUUUGACAAGUCGAUCUUCCCUGAAGCUCAAGUACAUCUUCUACUAGAGCAGAUCGAAGCAAUUACUGAUAUAUUUGUUCGCUCCCCUAAAGCAUUGCUCAGUUCGAUCAAUAUUCAGCUACCUUCUACUGUUUUAUCCAUUGAGAACAGCAACUUUGCACAUCUAGAGAACCUUCCACAUUUGGCAUAUCAUCUUGAGCAGACUGCGAUCAACUAUCCUACCCGAAUUGCCAUUGAGUUUGUUUCUACAUUCGACCCAGAUACUGGCUCUAUAAUUUCGAACGCUCUAUCUUAUAGUGAACUUAAUUCUCAAAGCAAUCGUCUUGCCCGCUAUCUCCUCAGCCGUGGCAUUUCAAAUGGGGACCUUGUUGCUAUAAUAUUGGACAAAUCCAUUGAGCUGUAUAUUGCAAUAUUAGCGGUCAUAAAGAUUGGUGCAGGUUACGUGCCCUUAACGCCAGUGACUCCUAUCGAAAGAAUCCGUGCUAUUCUGGAUGAGACGAAUCCCAAGACAAGUAUUAUUGAUACAAGUCUUCUCGCGGAGCUACAAUCUAUGAAUUGGCUUUCUACUUUGGACUUGAGCAGUGUUGACAUGAAGCAGUAUUCCGGAGAGAAUGUUAUCACAACUCACCACGCCUCUGAUAUUUCAUAUGUAGUCUAUACGUCUGGAAGUACCGGAAAGCCUAAAGGAGUUGUCAUCACUCACCACAACCUCCAGAGCAAUAUUGCGACACUUGCCGAGAUAUAUCCUACCGGUCCAAACUCGAAGGUUCUUCAAGCGUGCUCACAAGCUUUUGACGUAUCGGUUUUCGAAAUUUUCUUCGCAUGGAAUACUGGGAUGACCCUCUGCUCAGCAAUAAAUGAUAUAAUGUUCCGUGACAUUGAAGCCGUCAUCAGAAAUAUGCACAUUACACAUCUGAGUCUCACCCCGACUGUAGCCGCCUUGAUCCGCCAAGAAAAUGUACCAGAAGUUAGAUUUCUAGUCACAGCUGGUGAAGGGUUGACGGCAAAAGUUCACCGCGAAUGGGCAGACAAAGGGUUGUACCAAGGCUACGGUCCAUGCGAGACUACCAAUAUCUGUACUGUCAAACCCAAAGUCACCCAGCUUGAUGACUUGAGAAACAUAGGCAAGCCAUUCAAAAAUACCUCUGCUUUCGUCAUCUCUGAUAGUCCUGUCUUUACCCUUCUACCCAAAGGAAGUGUUGGUGAAUUUUGUUUUGGUGGCGACCAAGUCGGUCGGGAAUAUAUCAAGCAAGCUAGUUUGACAAAAGAAAGGUUCAUCGAGCAUCCAAAGUUCGGCCGUUUGUAUCGAUCCGGAGACUUUGGACGACUAUUGGCGGACGGGUCAUUGAUGUUUACGGGCCGUCGAGAUGACCAAGUCAAACUGCGUGGCCAGCGGAUUGAGUUGGGCGAGAUCAAUAGCACGAUCUUGCGUAACACCCUGGUUCAAGACUGUACCUCAAUGAUAGUUGGCGACAAGGAUCGAGGUCAACAGCAACAGCUUAUAUCCUUUUUCGUUGCACGGCGCCUUAGUUCAGGUGAAGGUGAGGGUGAUGAUCAGCAAGCCGGUUUGAUAGAUGCUAUUUUUAAAGACUUGUCCGCUAAUUUACCACCUUACAUGAUUCCUUCGGCCCUGAUUCCUUUGGACGUGAUCCCAAUGACAACCGUGAAAAAGAUCAAUGUCAGAAAACUCACGGAAAUGUUUAGUACAUUGACUCCGAACAAUCUUCAAAGCUACUCGCGUGAGCAAGGGUUAUCCGCUACGAACGUUCUAAGUCCUACUGAGCAGGAAAUUGCCCAAAUCAUCUCUGAAGCAACUCAUACACCCUUGGAACAGAUCAGAGUCAACACCUCCUUGUUUAGUAUUGGCCUUGACUCAAUAUCCGCCAUAUACGUGGCAAAGAAGCUUAGAAAUUCAGGAUAUGGUCAGGUUGAUGUCUCGCUAAUAUUACGCCAUAGUUCAGUUGGACAGCUUUCGAGAAUGGUUGCAAAAACAACAGAUUAUCAGAGCCUCUCAAAAUCAUCGAACUCCAUUGCAGAAAGUAAUGGCAUAGAUGGGUUGGACGUCAAGGCGAUUCAAGAGAUCAAAGAUGACUUUGAAGGUGCCGGCCAUAGAGUUCAAUUGGUCAUCCCAUGUACUGCUCUACAGGAAGCAAUGCUAUCCCGAACAGUUUCUCAUGGCAAGAAUGCUUAUUGGAAUCAUAUAUUGUUUGAUUUCUAUGGAGAAGUCGAGAAGCUUCGUGAGGUCUGGCAACAAAUGGUAACAAGGCAUGAUAUACUACGCACAUGUUUUGUUGCUACUAAGGAUGCAAGGUUCUCAUUCGCGCAAGUCAUAAUCGAGGACAUCUCGCUACCCUUCUCAGAACUGAAGACAACAAGUGUGAAUCUCGAAAUAAGCAAGCAGAAGUCGAAUCUUGCACAACAAAAUGACGAGAAGCACAAGGUUCCAUAUGCUCUGACGCUUAUAACUGACGUUGAAACGGGACAAAAAAUGCUACUCUUUUCUCUUCACCAUGCAAUACAUGAUGGUGAAGCAAUGUCUCUGCUCUUCAAGGAAAUGGAGAAUGCUUAUGAGGGAAAACCGUUAUCACCUACCAUCCAAUUCCACGAGUUUGUCGAUUACAUCACAGUAUACCGAGGUCUCGACGAGUCAUUUUGGUCCAGCUACUUAAGCGGCAUGGCUUCUUCACAUCUAUGCGGCCAGGGAGCACUACCCAACAGCGAUGAGGUGUCCCAGAUACGGACAACUAGACAAGUACUUGAAAUUUCUCUCACAGAUUUCGAGACAGGAUGCAAUAGUUUAUCUGCAACACCGUUGAGUGUGUUUCAAGCCUCGUGGGCACAACUUUUAUCAGCUUACCUACAAUCUCCCAACGUAUGUUUUGGUACUGUUUUUAGUGGCAGAACAGCACUCUUAGAUGGUGUGGAAACCAUCAUCGGACCAUGCUUCAACGUGCUUCCUAUACGUGUCAAAGUGCCCCCGAAAGCACUAAACACCGAUGUCAUCAAGGCCGCACAGGAAGCCAAUGCGGAUAUACUGGCGCACCAGCAUACAUCUUUAAGACAAAUACAGAAGAAGUUUUCUAAAUAUGGGCGAUCUCUUUUUGACUCUAUUGUCUUGUUUCAGCGUCCUGCUGCUGAACUAGACUCUCGGCUAUGGGAAGUGGUGUCAGAAGAAGGUGAAAUGGAUUUUCCGGUCAUCCUUGAGAUUGUGCCAUCUACAUCGCUUGACACCAUUUCCAUUCUCCUUCACACUGAUACUGCCCAGGUAUCACAUGAAGAUGCUCAAGUAAUCAUGAAAGACUUCAUUGAUACGGUGAUCCAUACGAUUGAUUACCCGCUUGCCAGAACUUCUGAGGGUACAGGAAACCAUGGACUGCCGUCAAUUGCGCUGAUGGCUAGGGAGAAUUUGGUCAACGAUUCGAUUCACACGCAAGCUUCAUCAACUCUAACGAAGGGUUACGUGGAACUCACUGAUAAGGAGAAUCUAGUCAGAGAGGUCAUGUCUGAAUUAUCAAGAUACGAGCCACAGACUAUUAGACAUGAUACAACCAUAUUUCAGCUGGGACUUGACAGUAUAAAUGCCGUACAGAUUUCGAGGAUGUUGAAAGACAAGGGUUAUGCAGUAUCAGCUGCAGAUAUUCUCGAGAAUCCGGGUAUGAGUCAGAUUGCAAAGCUACUCACGGAACCUACGAGCGAAGCAUUACUUAAAACUUUCGAAUUUGAUUCUUUCCAAUCAGAGCACAAAGAUUAUGUUUUGAACAGUUUGGAUCUCGAAGACACGGACGUUGAAUCAAUACGACCGUGUAGCCCUGCACAGUUGGGUAUGCUGGCUGACUUUAUCAAAUCGAACGGUGACCUUUACUGCAACCGCCUGGUACUUAGAGUCAAGGAGGAUGUAGAAAUUCAUCUAUUGCAAGAUGCGUGGUCAAAGGCCAUGGCUCGUCAUGAAAUGCUGCGAACUGGAUUUGUCCGUCUUAACGACCCGAAAUCUCCAUUUGCGAUGGUAACAUAUACCGCGAAAUAUGCAAACCUUCCGUGGGUUGAAGGCAGUACUACGCCAUCGAAAGAGGAUAAGCAUAAACUACGAAGGUCACUUUUUGAGAAGCUGCAUCUGCCACAAUGGCAGGUCACUCUGCGUCAUUCACCAGCGAAUAUCGAUUUUGAGUUCACGGCUAUGCAUGCUAUCUAUGAUGCCCAAUCCCUAGAUUUAAUACUCACUGAUGUUGCCCAUCUAUACAAGGGGUCCCAACUCUCGCCGCCGUUAUCUAUCAAUCCAAUUUUGGGACAUAUACUCACAGCGGCAUCGUCAAUCAGCUCCGAAGCAGAAUCAUUCUGGAGCACAGUCGGCUCGGAGUAUCAAGUCACCAGAUUUCCAAACUUGACUCCUUUCAAUGUUCGAAAUCGUGACCUGACCGUGAGCAGUCAAGUGGCAUCAAAGUCACUUACGGCAAUCAGCGAAAAAUGCAAAGCCCUCGGUGUGUCUUUACAGGCAGCAGGGCAAGCGGCAUAUUCCAGACUGUUGGCGAAUUAUACUGGCGAGACCAACGUCUCGUUUGGAGUUGUUCUUUCUGGUCGUGAUAUACAAAACAAUGCUGAAGGGGCAGUAUUCCCAAACGAUGUUAUCCCACCACCACAGGCUAGUCUUAUCCUCAGACAAUUGGACCGUCUCCUUUUGGAUAGUCUUUUCUCCGAAGACUCGGACUGUACAAUGAUACCUGAGGUACAAUCUGAAUUACUCUCAGUUACGCCUGCUAAAGAGCCGUUUAUCCCCUCUCCAGUUUCCCUAUUGCACGAAUUUGUCGAGAAAACCGCGUUAGAGACACCACGCAAGCUCGCCCUUGAGUUUGCUUCGGGUGUUACUUCACAUGAGAUCACAAAGCAGUCAUGGACAUAUCUCGAACUCAACCAAAUGGGUAACAAGGUUGCAAGACUCUUGCGAUCGGGUCACUCUAGGGAAGGCAGUCUCAUUGGGAUAUGUUUCGAUAAAUGCCCCGAGGCUUACUUCUCUAUCCUUGGGAUUCUGAAAAGUGGUCAUGCAUAUGUAGCCCUCGAUCCCACCGCGCCGCUUGCCAGGAAGCAAUUCAUUAUUGACGACUCCGGUGCCAAAACCGUAUUAUGUGCUUCAGACAGGUACGAUGAAUUACGACGAUUAACCGGAGCUGAAGUGAUUGCGAUGGACACUUCCGGUCUAUUAGACAGCAUCUCAUCAGAGUCUCCAAUUCUAUCCAGAGCAAUCGACCCUCAGGAUACAUGUUAUUGCUUGUAUACAUCAGGAACAACCGGAACGCCUAAAGGCUGUGAAAUAACACACGAGAACGCGAUACAAGCGAUGCAAGCCUUUACAAGAUUAUUCAGUCCGAACUGGAAUGAUGAUUCGAAAUGGCUACAAUUUGCAUCUUUUCAUUUUGACGUUAGUGUCCUUGAGCAAUACUGGAGCUGGAGUGUGGGAAUAUGCGUCGUAUCUUGCCCUCGUGAUGUCUUGUUCCAGGAUUUGCCCGAUACUAUCAACCGUCUUCAAAUCACCCAUAUAGACCUGACACCAAGCCUUGCUAAGCUGGUCACACCCGAAGAAGUUCCAUCACUCUGCAAAGGAGUUUUUAUUACAGGUGGAGAAGCCCUCAAACAGGAGAUCCUCGAUGCAUGGGGAAAACAUAGGGUUAUUUACAACGGCUAUGGGCCGACCGAGGUCACCAUUGGCUGUACCAUGCUUCCAAGGAUGGACGAAAGUAGCAAAUCAUCUAAUAUUGGACCUCAAUUUGAUAAUGUGGGCUCAUACGUCUUUCAGCCAGGCACAACUAUUCCCGUCUUGCGGGGAUGUAUGGGUGAAUUGUGUGUAUCUGGAGCUUUGGUAGGUCGAGGCUACCUCAACCGCCCAGAGCUGACCCAGGAAAGAUUCCAAUAUCUGGAUGCCUCCCAACGAGAACGGUUCUAUCGUACAGGAGAUCUCGUCAGGAUAUUGCAUGAUGGCAGUUUUCAAUUCAAUGGCCGAAUUGAUGAUCAAGUUAAACUUCGAGGACAACGGCUUGAGCUUGGAGAAAUCAACUCCGUGAUUCAGGAAGCUUCUGAUGACGUAUCAGAGGUGACAACUCUUGUCACAAAACAUCCAAGCCAGCAGAAGGAGCAACUUGUAGCAUUUGUCUCGAGGAAAGGGGUUCGGAAUAGUUCAGCCAAUUUACUAGAGAUUAUCCGAGACGAAUACGUCAGGGAGUUUCUCACGUGUAUCAAGAAGGCAGCUCAAAAUAGGCUUCCUGGAUAUAUGGUACCAACUCAUAUCAUUCCUGUUCUAUUCUUGCCUUUAACCCCGAACAACAAAGUCGAUGCAAAGGCCCUAAAGACUUUGUUCGCGGAACUGUCUUCGGAACAGCUACAGAGCUUGAGUUCACUGACCAGCGAAAAGAAAUCGAUGGCUGAAAAGGAGAUUCAAGAUGUGAUACGGGUUCUUGCUGAGUAUGCUAGAACUGAGCCAGCUGAAUUUUCGCCCAAUACAAGCAUAUAUGAUGUUGGCCUUGAUUCAAUUUCAGUCAUUGGACUUGCUCAAUAUUUCAGAGAUGCUGGGUAUCAGAAUGCGCAAGUUUCGCUAAUCAUGAGGAGCCCCACGGUUGCAGGAAUUGCAACUUCCUUGCAAAAGGACGUGUCCAAGACGUCGGCAGUGAAUGGCGAAAUCGAAGACUGUAAACAAAAACUCAAAGCUUUCGUUUAUGAAAAUACUGUCACUGCAGCAGAAAGAAUUGGCAAGCGCCCUGAAGACGUCGAGGCCAUUGCACCCUGCACGCCACUGCAAGAGGGAAUGAUAGCGCGGUUCCUGGAGAGCUCGCGAAAUCUCUACUGUUCUUCGUUCCGAUUCGAACUGAAGCCAGAAACUGAUAUUGACAAGAUGCGGCAAGCAUGGUUUGAAACUCAGGCGAGCGUUCAAUUGCUUCGACUUCGCCUGGCUGCGCUAGCAGAUGGAUAUACUCAAAUCGUGUUGAAGCAUGACCAGCUACCAUGGAUCGAGGCGACUGCCGCAAAUGAGCAAGAACUUGAAGCUAUUGCUGAUCAUGAGUGGCAAGCAUGGUGCAAUAGCCUGAACCAUCUUACCAAUUCUCUAUGGCGCUUGGUCAUUGUCAGGUCGUCCAGCCGCAGCUUGCUGAAUAUAAACAUAUUCCACGCCUUGUACGAUGGAAACAGUCUCCCGCUAUUAUUGGAACAGGUUUCUUUAAGAUAUCAUGGACAAACAGUCCCAAAACAAGGACCGUCUUUCAUAGAAAUUCUGCCCUACGGUCCAUUACGAGUGUCCUUGAAGGCAAGAGAAUUUUGGAAGGGACAGUUGGUCAAUGUUCCAGAAGAUCGAGUGUUCCCAGUGGUCGCAGAUACUGCAUCUGAAACGAUUUCAUUGACUCAUGAUUUCCAUGUUUCUGGUCUCGAAGAGAUAAAAGGUGCUCUACAAGUCACCGAGAAUGCUAUUUUCCAUGCGUGCUGGCUUCUUACGCUACACGAACACUUUUCGAGAACUCCGUCUUUAGGAAUCGUGGUUUCCGGCAGGGCACUCGAUUUUCCUGGUAUAGAGUCCGUCGUUGGUCCACUUUUCAACACUAUACCCAGUUACAUACCUUUCCAUCAUCUGAAGACAAAAGCCGACUUGAUAAAAUCAUGCCACCACUAUCAUGUCUCAGUACUUCCUUUUCAGCACACCCCUCUUCGGGAUAUCAACAGAUGGGCAAGACGAGGAACAGUUAAUCCUUUGUUUGAGAUAUUGUUUGUGUUCCAAAAGGAGUAUGGUAAUUCGUCUCUGGCUUUAUCAGAAGAUAUUUGGACGGAAGUCGAUUCAGGGGUUGCAAAUGCUGAUUUCCCUCUAUCUUUGGAAGUCAGGCAGAAUAAUGGUUCUGUAACUGCGACCUUGGCAUCGCAAAGCCACGCAGUAUCGGAAGAUACGGUAAAAGCACUCGUGGCUACUUUCCAGCUUAUAUGCAAGGAUAUCCGGAAUAAUUACUUGUCUGCUGUUCCUGAGACAGAUAUCCCUUCGAGCCAAAUCAAUUCAGCCCAAGGAAUCUCUCUGCAAGACAAAGGUAAAGAUUCCAAUGCCACCAUUGCAGAGUUUGACUGGAACCCAGCAUCCAUUGAGGUUCGUAACGUUGUUGCAGAUCUUGCAGGAGUAGGUGUCGCCACAAUCAAUUCAGCGACGUCUAUCUUCGAAUUAGGUCUGGAUAGCAUUGAUGCUAUAAAGCUGUCCUCGCGGCUAAAAAGCCGCGGAUUUGAUAUCUCCGUCAGCUCAAUAAUGAAAUUGCAAACUAUUUCUAAGAUGCUGGAGACCCUUUCCACACUAUCAAUAUCUUCGAGAGUUAAACCGCAGGUUUCUCUUUCUCGAAUCCAAGAAGAGAUUACGAUCAGUCUGGAAAAGGCCGGAAGAUUACCAGCAGAUGCAGUCAAGGUCUUGCCUUUGACAGCACUUCAAGAAUCAAUGGUUGCCGAGAUGAUCGCGUCGGAGUAUCAGCGUUAUUACGGCGUUGAGGUUUUCGAGGUUAUGGAAGGAACAGACUUUUCGAAACUUCUUGCUUCUUGGAAAGCCGUGAUAAAUGCUCAUGAUUUACUACGCACAACAUUCAUUGAGAUCGAGGAUCCCCAGGUCUCCAGCUCAUAUGCCCAAGUCGUGCACGCACUGAAUGAGCAGAAAGCAAUUCCUUUCGUUGAUUUGGAAGAGCGUUCGAUAGAUCAUUUCGUCCAGUCGACAAUCUACAAUAGUACUCGUUCCGAGCUUGAAAUUUAUGGAGUCCGAAAAAGCGACAAGUGCUACAUUGUUCUCGCUAUGGCGCAUGCGCUUUACGAUGGCUGGUCGCUUGACCUUUUGCAUUCUGAUGUUGAGCGAUCAUACUACGGAGAGGAUGUGGUUCGUCCAUCAUACGAACCAGUCUUGGAAUCAAUACUCAACGAAGCAGGAAAUAAAAGUAAACAAUUCUGGUAUGCAACACUAAAAGAAUUCAAACCACGAAAAUUCCCAGGUGGUAAAUACCCUGGCGGCAACCAAUCCACACUGCAUCGAACUGAAGCAUCUUUUGAUGUACCUAGCGAGGAUAUAAAGAAAUUCUGCCGGGACCAUGGCGUCACAGUGCAAGCAUUAAGCGUCACGACUUGGACUGUCGCUCUCGCAAGCUUUGUCGAGGCCCUUGAUGUAGGCUUUGGACUUGUUCUUUCCGGUCGAAGCCAUACAGAUGCCGAUGAGGUCAUGUUUCCUACAAUGAACACCGUCGUCUUCCGGUCUAUACUUCAUGGUACUCGAUUGGAAAUGCUGAAGUAUAUACAGAGCUCUCUAAAUGCGCUAAUCGAGCAUCAGCAUUACCCACUUCGCAGAGCUAGUGGUGAAAUUACAGCUGGUAGUUUGUUUGACACUCUUUUCAUCUAUCAGAAACGGCCCUCAUCGCCGUCGUUGAGGAGGCCCCUGUAUCAGUCUAUCAGUGGAACAGCCGACACGGGAUACCCACUAUCAGUAGAAAUGGAGCUCAUGAGCGAGUCCAUGGUUUGCCGUCUUGCAGCUCGGGACGACCUAUUCGGCACGAAGGAUGCAGCUAAUAUUCUUGAUCGUGUAGCUCAAGUUUUUCAGUGGAUAAUAGCUGAGCCACAGCAUGCGACAGUUGAGUUUGCCGAUGCUGGAAUGAGUAUUUGCGGAGGGGCUUUCUUCACGGACAAUCGAAAUGAACCUGGGAUAGCUUCAGAACAUAGAGAGACCUUUGCAAACCAGGAUGAAUCACAACCAUGGUCUGAAAACGAGUUGAAAAUCAGACAAGUUCUUUCGACUGUGUCAGGCGUACCUCAAGAUAAUAUCAGCAAGGACAGCACACUAUUCCAUUUAGGUCUUGACAGCAUCAGUGCAAUUAAAGUGUGCUCAUUGUUGAGAAAGCAGUCCGUCAACUUGCCAGUCAGCGCAAUGCUCAAAGCCGGAUCCAUUGCAGGCAUGGCGGUAGUCGCAGUGUCGGAAAACCAAAGCUCCCAGCAAGAUAUAUCCAGCGGAGAUACAAAGGCUACUUUGGAACAAUUAUUGGGUGAUUUUGAGAUCGAGAAGCUUUUAUCAUUGAACAAAAUCUCUGCAGAUGACAUUGAGCGUACGCUACCGGUUACUGCGGGACAAAUGUAUUGUCUUGCAAGAAACGCACAGAACUCGCGACAAUUCUACGCCAGCUUUUAUUACGAGAUUAAAAGAGUCUCGAAACCUCAAUUAAGCCGAGCAUGGGAGCUUCUGAUCAAACGGCUCCCUCUUUUGCGCACUACAUUCAUUGACACUGGUAUCAGAGAAAGGCCUUGGGCGCAGAUUGUUUGGAAGCACAUAGGGAACCCAGUUCAGUGGCACGAAACAAAACAAGACCCUAAUUUCCGGAAUCCACCUUCCCGGUCUAUCACUACAGGCCCUGUCUCUUUGCACGCGGCAGAAAGUGGGCAAGGAGUGGUAAUCAACCUGCAUAUCCACCAUGCGCUUUAUGAUGCAGCCAGUUUGCCCUUGUUGCUUGACUAUCUUGAAAGAUUAUGCAGCGAGGUGGAAACACAAGUGAAUAGUGGUGCGGACUUUGCCAAGUUCAUAGCAUACCAAAAUAUAUCUUCGCCUUUGGAAGUGCGGGAGGACUUCUGGAAGGGAUACCUUGCUUCGACUCGACAACGGCUCUUGCCGAGGGUUGAUCAAGGUUCGUUUAGAGUCAAUAGAGUUGAAGCCUACCGGCCAGGCCUGAUUGAGAACGUUGAGGCCAUAGAAAGCGCUGCACGGCAACAUGGCCUUAGCCUUCAGUCUUUGUUCAUGGCAGUAUAUGCAAAGGUACAUUCUGAAUUGCUGUUAGAAGCAUUAAGAAAAGACGACGCAGAAGGCGAUGAGGAUACAAAGGCAAACGAUUCCGUCAUUGGGGUCUACUUGGCAAAUAGAGGAUUCCCUCUUGAGGGACUACAAGAAAUGAUCUCGCCCACUCUAAACAUGGUACCACUACGCAUUGCUAAUUCCAGGUCAUCACCGUCCUCUUCACGUUUGAUCGAAAGCGCUCACCAAAUCCAAAGAGACCUCCAUGAGAUUAGCGGUGUGGAACACUCGGGAGCAUCACUACUCGAGAUCAGCGACUGGACCGGUGUCCGUGUCGACACAUUCGUCAACUUCUUGCGACUCCCAGAUUCGGUAAAUAAUGAGGACAACACAAAUGCAAUUACCGCAACAUCUAGCAAUAUCCGGUUCACCCCCUUACAACUUCGUGAUAUCGCACAUGGCGACCAUCCAGCACCAUUUGAAAAUACACGUGGAGAUCAUGAGCCAGACGGAUCUGGUCAGGUCAAGGCCAAAGACGAAAAGGAGGCAAUUUACAUGGAUUGCAUAGAUAUCGAAGCCGCCGUUCGGGGUGGAAAACUUGAUGUUGGCGUUUUUGGCCCCGAGACACUUGUCAGUCAGCUGAAGGCCGAGGAGAUUUUGGGUAGUGUACGAAGAGAGUUGGAAGAGUUGUCGUUAUAG
Molecule: messenger RNA, 14976 nt
Organism: Talaromyces amestolkiae
Lineage: Eukaryota; Fungi; Ascomycota; Eurotiomycetes; Eurotiales; Trichocomaceae
Exons: 8
Coding region: 1-14976 (4991 amino acids)
Biological process (GO): secondary metabolite biosynthetic process; amino acid activation for nonribosomal peptide biosynthetic process
Cellular component (GO): cytoplasm
Molecular function (GO): phosphopantetheine binding; catalytic activity
Source: RefSeq, a predicted model, not a curated record